Aspergillus sclerotioniger CBS 115572 is the source of this 2211-nucleotide messenger RNA. Its product is annotated as putative transporter. Lineage: Eukaryota; Fungi; Ascomycota; Eurotiomycetes; Eurotiales; Aspergillaceae. Gene Ontology annotation, molecular function: carbohydrate:proton symporter activity. The record is from RefSeq and is a predicted model, not a curated record. Gene Ontology annotation, cellular component: membrane. Bases 318 to 1913 code for a protein of 531 amino acids. Gene Ontology annotation, biological process: transmembrane transport; carbohydrate transport. The transcript has 2 exons.
GGACGCCAGAAACCUCCGCAUGAGAAACGGGGCACUGGGGAUAACAAUGCCGGGGUAUUCUCCAGACCCCGCUCAUUCGCGGAGUUCAGCACACAUCUCAUGGACCAAUCGUCCGGGGCUGCCCAGGCAAAAUGGCAAAUCUGGUUUUGUCGGGGUCCGUCAAAUUUACCCGGCAGACUUCAAGAUGGCUGCCCUAUAUAUGGCUCCCAAGUCCAUCGCCGUCUUUUCCUGGCUGGCUCAAUAUUCACUACUGUGGGCAUCUGGACUGUCCCUGAUACUGGCUCCUCUUACUCUGUUUCUGGCUACAAUCCUGAACCAUGGCUUACGGCAAGCCCUACUUUGGCUUAAAGGGAGGGUGGCUGACCUUCUGGGUUACGGUUGCGUGUGCAACUGACAUGAUGCUGUUUGGAUAUGACCAGGGUGUCUUCGCCGGGGUAAUCGUCACGAGCGACUUUCUAAACGUUCUCAAUCUCCAUGGCAAAACAACGCUCGUCGGAACGAUCACGGCCAUCUAUGAUGCAGGUUGUCUGAUUGGUGCCAUGGCCGCUAUCUACUUUGGAGACAUACUAGGGCGAAAGAAGACCAUCCUGUGCGGGACCACUAUCAUGACUGUCGGCGCCAUUCUCCAGGCCUCAGCCUACAGUGUUCCUCAGAUGUUUGUGGGGCGGAUUAUUGCUGGGCUCGGCAAUGGGAUGAACACCGCCACCGCUCCUGUGUGGCAGGGAGAGACAUCACAAAUCAAGUGGAGAGGAAAGUUGGUGAUCAUCGAACUGGUCCUCAACGUUGGGGGCUACUCGCUCGCCAACUGGAUGACUUUCGCCUUUUCUUUUGUCCCGGGACCAGCUGCCUGGCGCUUUCCCCUCGCUUUCCAGAUCGUCUUUAUUCUCAUUCUAUUUGCCACCGUUCCCUGGUUGCCAGAAUCACCACGGUGGCUCAUCUGCCGUGACCAGCCAGAAGAGGCCCAGCAGAUCAUUGCGGACCUCGAAGGCAAGGACCUCAACGACUCGCAUGUCAUCGCAGCCUACACCGAAAUUAUGGCGACCAUCCAGUAUGAGCGAGAGCACAGUGUCUCGUGGGGCCAGUUGCUCCGAGGCAAAACCGGGGGUGAGGAAGGCACGGGCAGCAUUCGCCGUCUUCUUCUGGGGGCUGGUGCCCAGGCGAUGCAGCAGCUGGCAGGAAUCAACGUUACAUCAUACUAUCUUCCCACGGUUCUAAUGGAAUCGGUCGGGUUGUCAGAACGACUGGCUCGGCUGCUUGCUGCGUGCAACUCGGUGUCUUAUCUUGUGGCCAGUAGUGUGACGAUUCCCACCAUUGAGCGCUGGGGUCGACGUCGAAUCCUGAUGGGGUGUGCCUUAGGACAAGGCGUCUGCUAUCUGCUGAUAACCGUUUUCUUACGGUUCAGCGAACAGGGUGGACAUACCAACCAAUAUGUCUAUGGUUCCGCCGCCGUCGCUUUCUUCUUUGUGUACUAUGUCUUCUUUGGCGUGAGCUUUCAGGGCAUUGGGUGGCUGCUUCCGGUUGAGCUAAACUCGUUGAGCUUGCGGACCAAGGGCGUAGCGUUGGGCACGGCCACCAAUUGGGCGAUGAAUUUCAUGGUGGUAGAGAUCACCCCAGUCGGGAUUCAGAAUCUUGGGUGGAAGUUCUACAUCAUCUGGACUGUCUUUAACUUUGCCUUUGUGCCCACGGUUUACUUCUUCUACCCCGAGACAGCGAAUCGCUCUCUGGAGGAUAUUGAUCGCUUCUUCCACGAGCACUACAAUGUGUUUGUGAAUGGGAUCGCGGAGGCCACCAGCAUCGAGCGUCCGAUGCGCUACAUUGAGAUGGAGAACGAGCUGGUCAAACGGAGCGCCAUCAUUGCGGAUGCCAAGGGGGCAGGCCAUGAUGGAGACGCCGAGCACAAGGAGACUGUCUAGUGACAGGCCUCUGCGUCUCGCAUGGAACCUUUGUCAGCACGUCGAGCGGCUAGUAUCCUGAUUAAAACGGUAGUCUUCAUGCUGCUUGACUCCUCGAACACUAUACGGAGUAUUGUACUGGAGAAACAUGGGGAACCCAAAUAAGCCUAUGCUGCUCCAGACAUCUUCCAGAUAUCGAAUACACCAAUGGCGCUACAACAACCUGAAAGAUCCUUUGUAUGACAUAAUCAUCGGAAGUCGCCAUACUCCCAUCAGAUAGAACAGGCGAGUAAUCGGACAUUACCAGUUGAUAUCGGAG